AUGGGUGAUCAUCUGAAGCAGGACUCGCAUAUCGACGGCCUUCAGACACAUGUCAAGAAGCGGAGGGAUGAUAUUCCUGGGUUGCGGCUGGUGAUAGACAAAACUUGGCAUGGAAAUCCGACCGAUCAUCGACCAGCCGAGAUCCAACUAGGAUGGAAAUUUGAGAAGAUCCCUAACCGACCUCAUAAACGUGUUGUCACGGUGGAAUUCACGACACCUUUCUACGAUGAUCCCGAACCAGAGAUGAUCCCUGGGAUUACUCCAGAGUUGACCGAUUACGAGUGCAUGAUGCUGAUUUUUGCGAAUGAGAACAAUCACUACUUGGAGGUGAUCGUCGGCCCACAUGGGCACUGGAUCUGCAGGCUCUAUGACGGCAUUGGCAACUGCUUCAACAAUGGCGAAGAGCUAGAGCUGGUGGUUCACAACCAAUGGGUCGGCGGCGAUCUUUGGAAUUGCAGUUUCGAAGUACCUUUGGCCUACUUUCCCGCAAAUAUCUACAAAAUGAACGCCUUCACCCUCCAUGGGCCCGAAGAAGAGCGCGUGAUCGAGGCGUUGCGGCCGGUCAGCGAUGGAAACGAUGAAACACCGGAUUUUCAUAGAAUCGAAUUUUAUAAGAGAAUCGACAAGGCAAAGUUUAUCCCAAUGCCCUACGGCGGAAUCCCGUUCAAGGACUGGAAAUACGGCGAUCUCUGGGAAGGCCAUUAU
Messenger RNA from Mesorhabditis spiculigera, 705 nucleotides. Lineage: Eukaryota; Metazoa; Nematoda; Chromadorea; Rhabditida; Rhabditidae. The record is from the annotation of a GenBank genome assembly.